Messenger RNA from Drechmeria coniospora, 1437 nucleotides. RefSeq names its product Lin1 family protein. Gene Ontology annotation, cellular component: U5 snRNP. The coding region runs from base 1 to 1437 and encodes 478 amino acids. Lineage: Eukaryota; Fungi; Ascomycota; Sordariomycetes; Hypocreales; Ophiocordycipitaceae. The record is from RefSeq and is a predicted model, not a curated record. The transcript has a single exon. Gene Ontology annotation, molecular function: protein binding.
AUGGCAUCGAGAUACUCGGCCGCUCGGCCGAAGCGUGAUGGCGAGAACUUUGCGCGCACCCAUCACAAUGAGGACGAACCCGACAACAAGCGAGUCAAGUUCGACGUGCGGAAUCCUUCGACUUUGGCUGCCGAGGCCCGCGAGGACGAUGCCGUCCUCGACGCAGACGUCAUCGGCGGCAGCGGGGUCACGAAGAGAGGGGCGGUGAAUCUCGACGGCUACGACAGCGAUUCGGACAAUGAGACAUUCAACACCCGGGCCGCAAGUCGAAAGAAAGGCGACGUCAAUAUCUUGGAGCAGCUCGACAACUACAACGCCGCAAGCGGCGGUGCCCUCGGUGAGAAUGGCAAGGCCGGCAGCCUCGAGUCGGGCGAGGGGAAGGACGAGCAGGACGACGACGAGGACGAAGACAUGUUUGCGACGGUGGAUGAAGCUCCAGCGAAGGAGGCCGAUCCAGAAUCGGGAGAUUUCGACAAGUCUGGGCGAAAGCAAAAGGCUGUACGCUUCCUCGACGCCUCGGAAAUCGGAGGGCAGGUGGAAGAAAGCAAGAGCGGCGGGCGUGUGAGGCUCGACGAGAACGAGAGCAGCGACGACGAUUCCGACGCAGAACUUGCCAUUCAGGAGGAGGGUCUGGACGAGGAGGUCGGCGCCGGCGGCCUGAAGCGUAAUGCGCCCAAGGUGGAGGCCUUCAACCUAAGGGAGGAAAUGGAAGAAGGCCAGUUUGACCAGGCGGGAAACUUUGUCCGCAAAGCCGGGGAUCCCGAUGCAGUCCACGACAGCUGGCUCCAAGGGCUGAGCAAAAAGGACCUGAAGAAGGCGGCCGAAGCACACAGGAGACGUGAAGGGGAGGCUCGGAAACAGCGGCUCGAGGAGGACGACGUGCUGGUGUCGGAUCUGCUGACGAUGCUCAUUCUGCAGCUCGAAAGGGUCGAAACCCCCCUCGAGGCUCUGGCGCGUCUAGGGAAGAAGCAAACGAAGGCGAAAAAAAUACCCAUGUGGAAGCGCAAGAAGAUGAGCAAAGCCGCCGAGGACAUCGAGGUCGACGCGGAUGCCGUCGGCGAUGCCGAGCAGGUCCGGAUCAAGGAAUCGAUCAACGCCAUCACGGACGCGGCCGACAAGCUUCUGAGCCGAGAUUUCGACGACGUAUACGAGCAGGAGAGGGAGCUCCUCAUUCGCGCGUUCCAGCGUGAGACUGGCGAGGACUGGCUGGAACCGGAAGCCAAGCGCGGGGAUGACGAUCAAACCGGCAACGAAACCGCCGACGGCAGCAAAACGUGGGAGUUUCGCUGGACCGACGGACGCGACGGGGCCACCCAAGGUCCCUUUGACGAAGCCAUGAUGAAGGCCUGGCAGGAUGCCGGCUACUUCGGACAAGGCGUCGAGUUCCGACCGACGGAUGGCAGUGACGCCUGGAGUUCGACCAUGUCGUUUGUCUGA